GAACCGGGCUUUACCUCCCCCGCCAAGCAAAAAGUCAAGACCGCCCCCGAGCUCCGAGCUCUCCUCCCACCAGCGCAAGGUAUUCCGCGUCGCCGACCACGCCGGGGUCGCGCUCGCCGGCCUCACCGCCGACGGCCGCGUCCUGUCCUGGUCCCUCCGCUCCGAGGGCAUCAACUACGCGUUCGUCUACGACGCGCCCCUCCCCGUCUCCAGGUUCGCGCUCCGCCUCGCGGACAAGGCGCAGCAGUACUUCUUGCUUUUAGCAUCAUGUCGGAUAUGAAGGACACCCAUGCUGCUGGACCUGAAACUGUUGUAAGUACUGACCCUAUGGACCAAAGUGAAGAUAAUUCCAUGCCCUCAGCUCAAGAGCAGGAACAGGCAAUCAAGAAGAAAUUUGGGGGGCUAAUGCCAAAAAAACCACCACUCAUCUCAAAGGAUCAUGAACGGGCCUACUUUGAUUCUGCUGACUGGGCUCUGGGAAAGUCUGGACAGCAAGGAGUUGCAAAACCCAAAGGACCUCUUGAGGCACUUAGGCCAAAGUUGCAGCCAACACGACAGCAGCAGCAGCGUUCUAGGCGCUUGAUUAACACCUCAUCAGAAAAUGAGGAUGGAGACGGUGCUGGUGCUGAGGACAUGAACAUCAACUGACCUGCUCUGGAAGUGUUCUGUUGGGAACCUCGUGAUUCAGCGCAGCUCAUUAUCUGUGGAUCUCGGGGAAGGAUAUGAUGUCUUUGAUGCUUCCAUAGAUAUGAAAAGAAAUGUUGUAUUUUACAAGGACUGAGGAUUUUUACAAGGACUGAGGAUAAUUCAUCGCACAGCCACCGAUAUCUGUGCCAAAAAAUGUCAGCAUAGACUAAACCGUUGUUUGCAUAUGGCGUUGCACUUAAGUUGUUCACUUGUGCUACAGCCUACUUGUCAAUGGGUAUCAUAUUUUCAAA
Molecule: messenger RNA, 938 nt
Organism: Oryza brachyantha (malo sina)
Lineage: Eukaryota; Viridiplantae; Streptophyta; Magnoliopsida; Poales; Poaceae
Exons: 7
Coding region: 268-648 (126 amino acids)
Cellular component (GO): cytoplasm
Molecular function (GO): protein phosphatase inhibitor activity
Source: RefSeq, a predicted model, not a curated record